This is a messenger RNA of Alternaria novae-zelandiae, 927 nucleotides long. RefSeq lists its product as uncharacterized. Lineage: Eukaryota; Fungi; Ascomycota; Dothideomycetes; Pleosporales; Pleosporaceae. The transcript has a single exon. Bases 1 to 927 code for a protein of 308 amino acids. The record is from RefSeq and is a predicted model, not a curated record.
AUGUCUACCUUUACGCUCUUCCCAACACUACCCAAAGAGCUCCGCGACGCCGUCUGGCAAGCGAGCAUGGCCACAACAGCAACCGUCGAAUUCGACGAAGACGAGUACAUGGUCACAAGCAUUUCGUCACCAGCCGCCCUCUUCACUACAUCAAAGGAGGCGCAGGCCACAGCGUCGUCCUCCUCUCACCAAAAAUUCCCCAUCUGGGGCCCAGAGGACUGGGAAGAUCUGGCCAUAGAUCCCGAGAACACGAUCCUCGAGAUCGUCAUCAAACCAUCAAAGUCCGCCACCCUCAACAUCACAUGGACAGACAUCUGGGGUGUACUUGGCGACGCACUACCAGCCACACAACGCCUCCACAUCGCCUGCACCCAGCCUGAGCGCCUGGCCAGGCUGUACAUGGCAGAGGAGGCAGAAUACCUUGGCGUCGGCCAAUCCUGCGUCGAAGCGGGAUUGUUCAACAAUGCCGAAACCGUUUCGGGUGAGCGAAAAACCCGACAAUCACUACACACACAGCUCACGGUCACUGCUAGCAAGCAUACCGUUGAAGAAAUAGACCAGAACGCCUCUGAAAAAGAGGUCACCGUCUGGAAGAUAACCAAACACACUUUUUUGGAGUUUGGGCCUGAGGCCAAAGUUUCCGCCAGCAAGGGGCUAGCGCGCGUAGAGGUCGACAAUGCCUGUAAGAUGUCCGUAAAGCAGCUUCACGACGCUGCGAGAACCUUCGCGCUGCCCGCUGAGGAGGGGGAGGUGUCAGGGGUCGAGGAAGAGGUGGAGGAGAAGUCAGGGGCGCAGCUGACGGAGGAUGCUAUCGCAAAGCAUCUGGAGUGUCAGGGGCUGUGGCCGCCUAAGGCAAAGGAUUUCGACUGGGAUCCAGAGGGCAGCGUCGCGAGUGGGGAUGACGAGGCCGUUUGGAAGUGGCUGUAG